AUGUCUACGGACAAGCGUGUCCGCCCCGCUAGCGACUCGGAGAGCUCCGACUCCGAGUCGCCUGCGGAUAAGCAGCUACGCCUUGAGUCGGGGAGUGAGAGUGAUGAGGCGGCCCUUAUCCCGCUCCCCGACUCUUCUGAUGAGGAUUGGGUGGUGGUAGGACGGGUGCGUGACCGUAUCCACCGCUCCCACCCACCUCCGCCACCUUCGCCUCCCCGCUCCCGUUCACCACUUGGCACCUCUGCUACCCCAACCCUGCCCUGCGGCUCACACCCGACGCCGUUACCCCGUUCUACUGCUGCUGCCCCCACUGCUGCCACCUCAACUGCCUCCACCGCUGCUCCUUCAUCUGCCUCCGCCGCUCCCCAUUCCACCCUGCUCGGUGCCGUCUCGCACCCCGAGCAGGCUGCUGCCCGCUACGCUGCUGCAUCUCCUGCCACACCCAGGGUUGUCGUCCCUCCAACACCGGGGUUCGAGACUGCCCUCGACCUGGCGGAGGCCCUGGAGGAGGAGCUCGGGCUCCGCUUCCAGAUGCGCUUCCUGGAAAACGGCAGCGUGUUGGUCACCCCGCCUUCCGAGGAGGCCCUCCGUGCUCUCAUGGACACCACGUGGUACUAUACCGAGGAGGUGAGGGAGGCGAACCACCGAGUCAACCAGGCCCGUAAGCUUAACAGGAGAGUCAACACGGAGGCGACGCGAGGCUUGCUGCGCGCUGCUGUCCGUCGCGCCAGGGAAACCGCCGACCGGGUGCAGGAGGAGCACUGGCUGGCGUGGUGCGAGGGACUUGACGGCUGUACGUCCGCUGCAGUCCUCUGGCGGAAGCUGAGGGCCGUCGCGGGGGGUGCGGUUGCGCGCCCAGCAUUACACCCACAGCCCCAGGCCGAGGCGGAGCGGCUUGUUGCCACCUUCUCCUCCCGUGCUGCUUUCGCCCGGCUUCCGGCCCACACUCGCGACCUGCUGAGGGAGGCGAACCCCGGGAGAGUAGCCACCUUCACGGAGGCCUGCCUACAGGCGCAUGCCACUGACGCGCCUAUAGAGCUAUGGGAGCUGGAGCGGGCUAUCCCCAGGAAGGACACCGCCACCGGGGUCAACAGGAUCCCCUACUCUUUCCUGGCGAACGCUGGCCCGGACAUGCAGGCGGAGGUUCUGGCACUCUUCAACAGAUCCCUCGAGCUCGGAGCACUGCCAGCCUCCUGGAAGCUGGCCACCAUCGUUCCCAUCCCCAAGAGUGGAGACGGGCUCCAACAUCGCCCGAUCUCCCUCCUAAGCUGCCUCGGCAAGUGUAUGGAGAGAGUCCUGCUUCCGCGCCUUCAAUGGGCGAUGGGCCCCCUCCAUCACCAUCUCUUUGCCUUCCGCCGGGGCAGGGGCACCAGGGACUGCAUCUCCACCCUCCUCUCUGGUGUCCUGGAGAGACGGGCGGUAGUGGUAUUUAUUGACCUCGAGAAAGCUUUUGAGCUCGCCUCAGCCCCAGCCAUGCUCUCCAUUCUGGCUGAAAGGGGCGUCCGUGGCCGCCUGCUGGCGUGGGUUGGCCAUUACCUGGAGGGACGGAGAGCGGCCGUCCGAUUUCAGGGCCAUACGUCCGCGAUAGAGACUUUUGAGAACGGCACGCCUCAGGGUGGCGUCCUGAGCCCCGUGCUGUUCAAUCUGCUCGUCGAGAAGUUGACAUCCCUUCCGACGAGCGGAACCGCCAGAGUCCUAUCGUAUGCGGACGAUGUGGCCCUGGUGGUGUGGGGCCCCAACCAGGUGGCCUGCGCCCGCCAGCUCCUUCGCCGGCUGACUCAGACGUGCGCCGCCCUAGGGCUGGUCGUCAACUGGACUAAGACAAAGGCCAUGGCCUUCCGCCACGGCCACCUUCCUGAGCCUUCGACCUCGAGGAACAGCGGGUGGGGAUGGGGACAGGGCGUUCGGUCCUGUAUUGAUUACGGGACGCCCUGCCUGCUGACGGUGGGUCCGGCAGCGCUUCGGCCGCUAGAGACAGCUCAGAACGCCGCCCUCCGCGUCAUCGUUGGCGCCCCCAUGUGGACGAAAUGCGUGUGCCUCCGGGCGGAGGCACGCGUGUGCAGCGUCGCCGCGAGAGUCACCCAACUCUCAGUGGGGCAUCUGGCGGCGCUGCUCAGAUGCAUGGGGGCGGAGCAGCUCCGCGCCUCCGUCGGGCAGGCCCUCCUGCAGGACCCUCUCCUGUUCCGCAAGAGAACGUGGGCGACUGUGGCGGCGGCCACGAUUCGCAGUAGCGGACUCCCCCACGCCCUUGUGACGGCUGUGGACGCCCCCCACCCCACCUACGUUGCCCGCCCCCGGUGGGAGCCGCCUGCAUUAACAGCCACCAUACGGCCGCUCGCCAAAAGGAAGGCCCUCCUCACCCCUCAGGAGCUGGCCAGAGAGGCAGACAGCAGAGAGCGGGAAGCAGCGCACCCUGAAGCCUCCGUAUACUACACGGACGGCUCCGUCAACCACCAGACGGGGGCUGUCGGCGCUGCUUUUGUGUGCGGUGGGGUCACUGCUGUAUUUCGUCUGCCAGACGGUUGUUCCUCCACCCAGGCUGAGCUGGCAGCCAUUGGCGGGGCGCUGGAUCAUGCAGUGGAAGGGGGUCGGGGCCCUGUCUUGAUCCACUGCGAUUCAGUCCCUGCCAUCCGCUCUCUGCUACAGGACCCCCCGCGCGACAACGUGUCCCUCCUCACCUCCAUCCUUGCGAGGCUGGCAGAGUUGAGAGGAGCGGGGCGCCCAGUAAAAGUUAACUGGUUGCUCAGCCACUCGGGCGUGGCGGGCAACGAGGCGGCGGACGGCGCUGCUGCUGAGGCAACGCUCCUGUCUGCUGUCACGCGGCCUGUUGUGGUGAGCCUUGCCCAAGUGAAGAGGGACAUGGCCGCACGAUCUGCUACUGGGGUCGUCAGGGAGCUGGAGGAGGCCCUGGCUGCGGGCUCGCCGUCCGCGUACUGGUACUCGGCGGCCACUAACACCGGCGCCCGCCAGCUACCGCCAAAUCUGCCGAGACGGGAGGCAUCCAACAUCCGCCGCCUCCGUCUCGGCUACAAAUUUGAAAUAAGUUAA
Eriocheir sinensis (Chinese mitten crab) is the source of this 3048-nucleotide messenger RNA. RefSeq lists its product as uncharacterized. The record is from RefSeq and is a predicted model, not a curated record. Bases 1 to 3048 code for a protein of 1015 amino acids. Lineage: Eukaryota; Metazoa; Arthropoda; Malacostraca; Decapoda; Varunidae. Gene Ontology annotation, molecular function: nucleic acid binding; RNA-DNA hybrid ribonuclease activity. The transcript has 4 exons.